This is a messenger RNA of Tilletiaria anomala UBC 951, 3210 nucleotides long. RefSeq lists its product as uncharacterized. Gene Ontology annotation, biological process: regulation of mRNA 3'-end processing; transcription elongation by RNA polymerase I; transcription antitermination. Gene Ontology annotation, cellular component: nucleus. Gene Ontology annotation, molecular function: RNA polymerase II transcription regulatory region sequence-specific DNA binding. Bases 439 to 3054 code for a protein of 871 amino acids. Lineage: Eukaryota; Fungi; Basidiomycota; Exobasidiomycetes; Georgefischeriales; Tilletiariaceae. The transcript has a single exon. The record is from RefSeq and is a predicted model, not a curated record.
ACGUGAUACUUCUGGAUUGCGCUCAUCAGCGUCAUUCGAAAGUCACCAGUCCAGUCCUCGACCGAAUGUUCCGGGGAUCCAGGUGGCCGCUGCUUUUCGUCUGAUUACCGCGCUAACAAGGUAUCAUUAUGCAUAUUGACAGAACCGAUUAAUGGAGAGGAGCAACGGGCAGCAAGUCCAAUUCAACCGAAUGCAUUGCUUGAGCCUCCGCAGCCCACGGCUCUAGCACCGGCGAAAACGGCUCAAAAACGGUCAUCCGAAAGUGACAUUGGGGGACCAGCAAAGAAGAAAGCUGGUGGCCCAACAGGCCAGCCAGCCAAGUCUACAUCCCCAGUGGCUGCAAAAUCAUUCACUGCCUCUUCCAAACCGCACGCUCAGGACCAGGGUCAGGAAAAGCAAAAGAGUGCAUCAAGCCUGGAUCCUGUGCGCAUGCAUGCUAUGAAUCAGUUUAAUGCUGUGCUAGAACAGAUCUUGCGAGAAACAAAGGUCGAUAUCGCGUCCCCGUCCGCAAUAUCUGUCGAUACGGCUAUGCUUCUCAUGCCCGUUGAGCAGAGAGCUUCCGAAUACAGUGCUGGGCUUGAGGCAGCGAUGUGGGCAGCAUACGCGGAGCCACAUCCAAAGACGAAAGCCCCGUCAGCAGGCAAAGCGUACCGUGACCGCCUCCGUACAGUGCUUUUUAACCUCAAAGACAAGAAUAACCAUUCGCUACAUGUACGCAUUGCAUCGAAUCAGCUGCCGAGUGAGAAGUUGGCGACUCUGCCGUCUGACGAGCUGGCGAAUGACACCAUCCGCCUUGCCGUCGAGAAGGCAAAGCGGGAGGCGCUUGAGCAAUCCAUUCUCAAGAAAGAGACAGGGCCCAUGCGCAAGAUUACUCACAAGGGCGAGGAAGACAUCGAGUUCGAAGCUGGUAAUCAGAUGCGCCAUGAAGACAGCAACAAAAAACGCCACGACGAAGAGCAUAACCCUGGCUCCCACGGCCCGAUAGGCCAAGGUCGCAAGAUCACCACCAUGGACCAAGGUGUGCUGUCUCCGUCUAUGCAAAGCCCUUCGACGCCAUUCACUCCAACCUUCGCUGGCAGCGGCUCGCCACCACCCGAUCGAGCCGACUCUGGAACGCCAGAACGCAGUCUCGGGACGUCAUCACAACCACAGUCAGCUCCAGCAGCUCUACCGGCGCCGCGCAGGUCAACAUCCAGCAUCAUGUCUCCGACGUCCGCCCAAACCGAGUUCAAUAUGGACAGCAUCUUUGCAAGCAGAGGAAGUCACGUCGAGGGAGAGGAACUGGGAGAUGACGACAUGGCAGUUAUCGUCGACGGAGGCGCCAUGGAGGAUGUGCAUGAGGAGCACGGAGAUCCCUUCGACGAAGCAAACGCCGUCAACGCCGACGACAUCAUGGAUGCCCUUGACGCGUCUCAAUCCGAUCCCCUGAACGACUCUCAUCCCGAGCGUACUUUGACUGCCGCAAGCGACGCCAAAGCAGAGCAAGAGAAACCCAAGCCGAAGCUGCAUUUGCCAUCUGGGCCGAUCUGGCACGGCGCGUUUACCAUGCCUGAAGAGGCCACAUUCAGUGGCACUGCGCGACAGAUUGCAGGGCGUCCGCUCGGCGCGGAGCAAGACGUCUGGGAUCGAUUCUUCACAGCUCCGCACAUCGAGCUUGAAGGCCGUCUCCCCACCCACGUCGCGUGCAAAUACCUCGUUGAGUGCUUCCACGCUGCACGGACGGAGGUCAUCGUGCUUGUAUUCGACAUGAGCUUUGAGCUCAGUGCGCUGGCCAACGCCGACGAAAAGGCGCCGCUCACUGAGUCGGCCAAUAAAACCAGCUACGAGAAGUUCGCAGCAUCUAUGCGCAGCCGCCAACGAUACGCCGUAAUCCCAGCUGCGUCGUCUGCGCGGGGCAAGGUCAUCAAAGACUUUUACCUUGCGCCAUUGCUUAAAGACGACGCAGUUCCCGAUUGGCUGGAUUUGCUGCGGCCUCCGCGAUUCGUGCGACAAGGCCGCGAGAACGACCUGUUCUUGCUAGUCGCAGUGUUGAACAAGGGCGCGCUCGAGGCAGAUUUGGCGGCGCGCAGACGGCCACCAGUUUCUGCACCGCUACCUGCACCCGGAUUGACAUCCGCGCUGCCGGGUGGAGGAGCUGCAUUGCAGGAUCUGCUCAAGGCCGUCGGCAAGGGUGCGAUUGCAGAUUCCACUAUCCCGCGACAAGCACCACCAAGUACUGAAGGUAGCGAUGGUACUGCUACAGUUGCAGGCCGAAUACAAGACCUGCACAUGGUCAAUGCUCCGGCGCCGACACUAGGGAACCAAUUGGCGCCACCAACAGCGGCAGCACUGCAGCAAAUGGGCACUCCGCAGCUCGAGUCUUUCUUGCACGCAAACCCGAUUGUCGUGGACCAGCUACUCAACACGCUCAAAGCGUCCGGUACUCUUCUACAGCCUCCACCCACCGUAUCUGCUGCUGCUACCGCCGCUGCUGCUGGCGAAGGUACAACGGGUUCGCCGGCACCGGCUGUGCCUGCCAUGCUCCACCCUGGUGGUCCACAACACGGCAUGCCACCUGCGCAGCAUUGGCAUGGCGCACCGCCGGCUACUACUGGUCCUCCAGGAAUGCAUCCGCAAGCAUGGGGCCCCGUUCUUCCAACCGCAAGCGGACCCGGACACGCACUUGGGGUGAGGGGCCCGGUAGGAUGGCACACUCCGCCAAUGCAACAGCACCCGCAUCUGAGUGGCGGCCCGCCUGGCGGUACCUUCCCAGGCGCAGUGCCACAGCAGUGGAAUACCCGACCAGGACAAGGGGCGUGGCAAGCGUACGCCGGCCCCCCUGGGCCGCAGCACGGCCGCCCAUUGCGCGGCGGUGGCGCUGGCCGUGGCGGCGUCAGUGGUGGCGGUCGCUUGCAUCCGCAACCGAACCAGCACCAGCAACUUUGUGGCGGCGGCAGCAAGAAAGGUGGAAAGGGCCGCGGCGGUGGAGCCGGCGGAUGGGCUGGCAAGCAGCAAUUCGACCCGCCUGCUUCCAAGGAUGCGGGCUGGGGCGGGAGACUUGGAGGUGGACAGUGAAGGAAAAUGGGAGAGCAUAUCAUUACGAUGCCUCCAUUGGCGUUUGGUCCAGCGUCACGCAUAUUGAUCUCUCGUCAGCAUCUUCCUUGGACCUGGAGCAAAAUGACAGCCUUCGUAUUGCAUUGCAUGUCCACUGUAUUUUAUUUUCGAUUGCAG